Molecule: messenger RNA, 3011 nt
Organism: Saimiri boliviensis boliviensis (Bolivian squirrel monkey)
Lineage: Eukaryota; Metazoa; Chordata; Mammalia; Primates; Cebidae
Gene: IER2
Product: immediate early response 2
Source: RefSeq, a predicted model, not a curated record
CGGAAGCCCCGCUGCCGCCGGCUAUGGAGAUCACAGGCUCUGUCCUAAUAUGGGCAACCGGAAGCGGACCGCGCGACUGUCCUACGUCACUCCGUCCAAAUUUAGUUGUGGAAGUCAGCGGGCGCCGGUGGCGGGAAGGCGCCGCGAGCCAGUGCGGGCGGAAAGUGGGGGGCGCGCCACUCCUUAAAGGGACCGUAUCACAGGAAUGAAUGGAGCCGUUCGAACAAUUUUUCAUCCUUUUUUGGAGGCAUUGGAAUUAGGAUUUCUUGGAGAGACGGCGCGUAGCGGAGGGUUUUCUACCUGCUUUGUCUCUGCAUUGCUGGGUUUCCAGCUGCCAACCGACCCCCGCCUCCCGGGGCGCGGAGGCGGAACUCGGACACCUAGUCUGGGGGGACGGCAGCCACGUGUUAACGGGGGCUGUCGUGCGCGCUGGGUUUCUCCAAACCCGCCCGUGGAGCUCCUGUCGCGGGAAACUGCGGGGGCAUGGCUCGGUAGGAAUGACGGAAACCCGCAGCCCGGGGCGGCUCGCCGCUUACAAACAAGGGCUGGCGUACGCUAGAGACCGAAGAGCUGGAGGCCCCAGUGGCCUCCUUUCACAGAAGUAGCAAAUAUUGUUUGUUUAGCAUAUACUGGCCCAGUGACUCUGCCUUGGUUUCCCCACUGGAAGGAAGCAGAUAGGACAGUGUCCUCCGCGGAGUGGAGGUGAGGGAUCGGUGAGUUAUUGACAAAAGGAGCGCUCUUAACCGCGCCUGGUAAGUAGUAAGAGCUGUUAGCAUGAUUUUUGGUGCAGAAAACACUCAUUAGACACACCUGGUAAAUGCUAGGAGCAGUGCCUACAGGGUUUGUUCAGACUGGAAGCCGGGUCUUCCCCUGUGUGAAGGGAAACUUGCCGCCCACGAGCCACUGGGGCCGCCAGACGGCGAGCAUGUGAGUGGGCCCUGAGCCCCAUCCCCGGACCCCCUCCCCUGGGCCAACGCGCCCAAGCGGGGCUCAAAAAAAGGAGCCCACCAGAGAGCUGGGCGUGGAGUAGGGGGACGCUCCUCCCCUCCAAGGUUUCCGUUCCCUUUCCCUGCUGGGUAAAUCGCAUUCUGUCGCUUUAAGGAAUGUUUGACCGCGUUGAGUUGGAAAGCCCGGAUGCGUCCCUCGGAUUGGGCGGGGCGUCGCAGUGACGUCACUGGGGGUAUAAAAGGGCCCGGGUGGCGGGCGCCGGGGCAGAGCGUCCUAGCAGUGUCACUGCGUGGGUUGGUUUGUGGGGAGAGGCGUUAGCGAGCCCGUUGUCUGGAGUGCACCUGCCGCCUGUCCUGUCCGUCCCAGGAGCCCCCGCUGCCGUCGCCGUCGAGUCGUCAUGGAAGUGCAGAAGGAGGCACAGCGCAUCAUGACCCUGUCGGUGUGGAAGAUGUAUCACUCCCGCAUGCAGCGCGGUGGCCUGCGGCUGCACCGGAGUCUACAGCUGUCGCUGGUCAUGCGCAGCGCCCGGGAACUCUACCUCUCGGCCAAGGUGGAGGCCCUCGAACCCGAGGUGUCCUUGCCGCCUGCCCGCCCCUCUGAUCCUCGUCUGCACCCGCCCCGGGAAGUCGAGUCCACGGUCGAGACAGCGACCGCCGACGGCGAGCAGCCGUCUCCGGAGUCCAUGGACACGCAGGAGGCGCCGACGGCCGAGGAGAUCCCCGCCUGCUGUGCCCCGCGCCCCGCCAAAGUUAGCCGCAAACGGCGCAGCAGCAGCCUGAGCGACGGCGGGGACACGGGACUGGUCCCGAGCAAGAAAGCCCGUCUGGAAGAAAAGGAGGAAGAGGAGGGGGUGUCAUCCGAGGUCGCCGAUCGUCUGCAGCCCUCUCUGGCGCAAGCGGAGGGCGCCUUUCCCAACCUGGCCCGCGUCCUGCAGAGGCGCUUCUCGGGCCUCCUGAACUGCAGCCCCGCAGCCCCUCCGACGGCGCCGCCCGCGUGCGAGGCAAAGCCCGCCUGCCGUCCCGCGGACAGCAUGCUCAACGUGCUGGUGCGGGCGGUGGUGGCCUUUUGAGGACCCCGAGCGGCGCUGCCGGAGCCCAGAGCGCGCGUCGAACCGUCGGCCCCAGGGCGCAGACCCGAGGCGAGGUCACCCCCUCCUUCCCGGGGGGGGGGCGCGCCCGCGAAAACCGUGGAGAGAAGCCGCCGCCCGGGCUGCUGAGAGGCCGGGAGAGGGACUCUGUCCCCAGGGAGCCGUCGCCUUCAGUGUGCAGCGACGGUACCAAGGAGUCUGAGCCGGGGGCGCGGGCGCCUUCCGAAGAAACCUGCUGCGCCCACAGGUGCUUAGUGGACUGGGACGUGGACCUUUCACUCUCCUGGACUGGGAGAAGGGAGGCUUGGGUUUUUUUGUUUUUUAAGAUCUCAGGGUCGGACUUCAUUUUGUACUGGGGGGCUGUGCUGGCCCUUUGAAGGUUUUUCAAGAGUUGGCUUUGCGUUUCCAACCUCAGAAUUCCUGGCGCUCCCCUUCCCCCUCCACUGACAUACUUGUGUAAACGGUCAUCGUUGCGUCAUGGGGCAGGCGUGGGGAGUUUCCUGUCGCCUUGCGUGGGUGUGGGGCCUGCGAGGAGGAUCUGGUGCGUGGACCCACCCUGGAGAGUGGGAGGAGAGUGGCCUGAGUCACCUCACCCCCGCGUGCUGCUGGUUGACGUCCCGCGCCUCUCCACCUCGGGUGGGAGCGGGGGCUAAUGUAGUUUCACAUUCAAGAUGUUCUCAUCUGGUGCAUUAGGGGUGACUAGGUUCCAGCGUGUCCCUACCUCAGACACGGACACAACCCAAGAUGUUCCUGGUCUGAAUCACAAGUCUGGAGCGGUGAGGGGUGGCAGUGGAAAGGUAUAAGGCUGAGCUGGGACCAGUUGCUGGUGAAACGGGGCUAGUUCGGGGAGGGGGACAUCUUUGCCAGGAAGUUUUUGAGGGUCUGUUUACCUUUCCUGCGGUGGAUUCUUUUUAAUUCCGUCUAACCUGGCGUUUUGUUAGAAAUGUCAGGAAAAUAAAGACCAUUUGAGUAAAAA